UCAGCUCCAACUGCCUCACUCCAGCCCAGCACAGCAGUGACAUGGUGUGUACAAUCUCCGUGGUGGUGGCGUGCCUGGUGGCGGCGGCGGUCGCUGCCCCCGAUCUGUCCUACCUGCCACCGGCUGCUGGGGGCGGCGGUGGAGGCGGCGCGGGGGGCGGCUACGGACGUGGUGGACCCGGCGGCGGCGGCGGUGGUGGUGGCGAUGAGGGCCCAUCGGAGCCGGCGAACUACGAGUUCUCGUACGAAGUACAGGACGCGGCCGCAGGACUCGACUUCGGGCACAAGGAGUCCCGCCAGGGCCACGUCGCCAACGGCAUGUACCACGUGCAGCUGCCCGACGGCCGCCAGCAGCGCGUAGACUACGUGGCCGACGAGCAGGGUUACCGGCCCAACGUCAAGUACGAGGGCACCGCCACCUUCGGCGGCCCCGGAGGCGGCGGCGGCGGCGGCGGCGGCGGCCGCGGAGGCUUCGGAGGCGCUGGAGGCGCUGGAGGCGCUGGAGGCCCUGGAGGCGCUGGAGGCUACAACUACGGCGCGCCGGCACCCGGCAGCGGAGGCAUCGCCGCCAACGGAGGCUACCAGUACUAG
Molecule: messenger RNA, 590 nt
Organism: Schistocerca serialis cubense
Lineage: Eukaryota; Metazoa; Arthropoda; Insecta; Orthoptera; Acrididae
Exons: 3
Coding region: 42-590 (182 amino acids)
Cellular component (GO): extracellular matrix
Source: RefSeq, a predicted model, not a curated record